Mya arenaria is the source of this 561-nucleotide messenger RNA. RefSeq names its product sodium-dependent dopamine transporter-like. The record is from RefSeq and is a predicted model, not a curated record. Gene Ontology annotation, cellular component: membrane. The coding region runs from base 1 to 561 and encodes 186 amino acids. The transcript has 4 exons. Gene Ontology annotation, biological process: sodium ion transmembrane transport. Lineage: Eukaryota; Metazoa; Mollusca; Bivalvia; Myida; Myidae.
AUGGUUCAUUGGUUUUCUUUCAGUCGGUCGGGUAUCUACAUUUGUAACCUGGUAGACUGGUACAGCAGCGGCUACUGUAUGUGCUUGGGGGCGGCGCUAGAACUGCUGGCUGUCGGCUGGUACUAUGGUGCUGACCGGUUCAGCGAAGACAUGAGGCUUAUGUUUGGAUACGGCGCACCGGUCCUGCUGCGGGUCUGCCGGUGUAUCGUGGCGCCGCUCGUUCUCCUAGUCGUCUUCCUCAUGAUCGCCGUCGGCUACAAGGAAGUUACGUACGAGCACUAUCGUUACCCGGCGUAUGCCGUCGCCAUAGGGAACCUGCUGGCCGUGGUUCCUGUCAUGCCUAUUCCAAUCUGCUUCGUGUACGGAUGGGUGACGGUGAAAGGGUCAUUGUCGCAGAGAUUUGCUCAGCUAAUGAAGCCAUUGGACUGGCGUCCCAGUGACCAGAAAUUAUGGAAGUCGUACAAGCAGCGAGAGGUCCUGCCGUCCGAAGGUCUGUUAGACUACGCGCGCACAUGUCUGGUUGGGCGGCGGCGGACGAAAUGCCAGCUGACGGCCGUUUAG